AUGGAAACGUCACAAGGGGAUUCGCCAUCUGGCGAAUCCCCGUCUGAAAAACACAUGCAUAUUUCUCAGAAUAAUUCAGAAAAGUCAAAUAAUCUGAUAGAAGACUCUAACUUAGAUAAUGGAAAUAGAUAUAAAAGUACAGAUUUACCCCCAUACUCUAUUUAUCUCGAAUCAAUCGAUAAAAAUAUAGGAUAUAUGAAGGAUUUAGUAAUUGGUAAAAAACUUUUCGAUAGUGGCAUUGAAGGAAUUAAUAAAGUGGAGAAAAGGGGGCGGAACCGGAUUGAAGUUGAAUUUAAUUACUAUAAAAAAGCUAAUGAUUUCAUAAUAUCCGAAUAUAUCAAAGCAAACAACUGGCGAGCGUAUAUACCGGCUCACCGGGUAUCCUGCCGAGGUAUUAUCCGAGAAAUAGACAUAAGUAUGAGCGACGAAACUUUAAUGAAAUAUUUAAAAACGGAAAAUGAGAGAGAAGUAUUAAGGGUUAGAAGAUUGAAGAGAAAACGCAUUGACGAAGAUGGUAAUAUAACAUAUGUUGAUUCAGCUACGGUGGUGGUAACAUUCGAUGGCGUAAGAUUGCCAAGGCAUGUCUCACUUUUUCAUGUUUACAGAAUACCAGAAUUGUAUAUAGCACCGGUCAUACAGUGCUACAAAUGCUGUAGGUAUGGCCAUACAAAAAUGUUAUGCAAAGCGCAAGUUAGAUGCCCAAGGUGCUCUGAAGGUCAUGAUUUAUCAGUUUGUACGUCAGAACAAAUGGUAUGCUGUCAUUGUAAACAAAAUCAUUACUCAACUGAAGUAGGCACACCACUAUCAGAAAGAUGCUGUCCUGAAUAUAAAAGGCAAAAAGAAGUUAAGAGGUUAAUGGCAACACACAGUUAUUCGGCAUAUGAAGCCCAUAUGUUAACUACAAACCCAGGUAGAGUUGUAUCAUCCAAUACGCAAGUCUCGCAACAACACUUUCCCCCGCUAAAAAAUUCUAAUAAGAUAGAUAACUGUACCAACAUCAAUGCAUCCAACGCUGCAUAUAGACCAUUGAUAGACUAUUCCGAUAUUGUCAAGGGUUCCGGCGAAAAUAGCUAUAAACCUGCGAUAGUUCGUAAGCCAAUUAGAAACGAUGGUAACCGAAAUACGGAAAACUAUAAAAGAAAAAAAGAAAACUCGCCAGAAAGACAGGUGAAGCAACAUGAGAGACUAUAUAAAAAGAAAAUAAUAGAGCAAUCAACAAAGGAAAAUUCGCAAUCCGGUAAUAUCAAACCACCCAGCCGGGCAUCAAGUUCAAUAUCCAAUACCACAAUAGAAGAAGAAGAACAGUUAGUUGUCUCUAGACCAUCGAUGCGAUUAAUUAAUAAAGAACAAAUAUUAUAUUCUGAAGACGAUAUCCCAUAUGAUAAAGAUUACACUCUGGAAUUCCAAGAGUCUGCCCAAAAAUAA
Messenger RNA from Onthophagus taurus, 1425 nucleotides. The record is from RefSeq and is a predicted model, not a curated record. Lineage: Eukaryota; Metazoa; Arthropoda; Insecta; Coleoptera; Scarabaeidae.